AACACACUAGCGAGGGGGCACGUCUCACAAAACACCACAGGUGACGUCAUACAUACAAACACAGGACCGAGGCGGGCAAUGAUCAAGGCCAUUACAGAAGUGGGGCGACGUCACACAAACAAGACCGAUACCCAUAAGUCAAAACACGAGGUGACGUCGCGCGCACACACACGCUGAACGACGCACACGAGUGACGUCACACUAAUACAAUACCGGGACAAAGUGGCAUCACUACACCGCACAAAACAAGUCUAAGACAUCUGAGUGGUGGUGGAUUGCACGAGCGACUUGUGUGAGCUGCGUCUGACUGUAAUGGUGGUUGGGGAUCAAGAUGACGCCGACCAGGACUGCAAGAGCGUCACCUGCACCAGCAGCAAGGUUGUCUCCCUGCCGCCCACCUGACACGCCGACAGCUUUUUAUGAGAAGGGGCGCCGUCUAGAUGAGGGGGGAGGUUGCGAAGGCCUCCUUUUUAUGAGCCUCCCCCUACCAGACCCGUCCCACUACGUGAAGGCAUGGAGGCUGGCAGAGCGUGGGCGCUGCUGAUGCACCCUUACCCCACCCUCACGACACUGGGAGGGGGGCAGGCGGCUCACCGCAGGCUGUGGUCCACUUGCUGUGCAGCGCGCUGUGCAGUGAUGCUCAGGACCAGGGCUGUGCAGCACGUGCAACACGUUUCCUUGUCGCUGGGACAACUCACAUUGCCGUGCAGCGCUGGGUACGACAGAAUAUGACUUCACACGACUAGCCGGCACCCCAUGUAUGCCAUUACUGACCACUACGGUGAGCUACAAAACGUUUGAUAAAUAAAGAGAUCUGCCACCCAGAGCAAAAUGGCAACCUGUUACUGGGUCCUGUUGGCCAUAUGGUCAUGUCUAGCCAACCUAAGGUCAGGUGAGGCAUGUCCAACCCGCUGCAUCUCCUGCAGUCAGGGGGUGGCAGAGUGUUCACAGCGCAGCCUAGUGGCACCCCCAAGAGAUUUUCCCGAAGAUGUGCGAACCAUCAACCUAGAUGGGAACCAUUUGAGAGUCCUUGGCCGACGCAGCUUUCAGAGCCUAACUCAGCUGGAAGUACUGCGCAUGAAGGGGAACAAGCUCCGUGCAAUCAAGAGGUCAUCCUUCAAAGACUUCCCAAACCUCAUGACUCUGGACCUCAGCAAUAACCACUUGGUCGUCAUCGAGUUGAGGGGUCUGGAGGGAAUAGAGAAGUUGCGCACACUGUCCCUGCAGCACAACAAGUUGCGCAGCAUGGCACAGCUGCUUGACACCACUCCAAACUUAUACCAGUUGAACGUGGGCUUCAACAGCAUCAAUGCUAUUGGUAAGAACGAUCUAAAGACUCCCACACGACUUCACUAUCUGGACCUUCGGCACAACCUAAUCACAAACAUACACCCCCAGGCUUUUGCUCAUCUCAAGCAACUUCGUUACCUCUUCCUUAACAACAAUCCCCUGGUAUCACCUCCACCCAUGACCUUUGGCAGCAACGUGCUCCAGCUCAUUGACUUGUCCAACUGCAAGCUGAUGCACGUUCCUCACACCAUGCCGGCCUCCAUCACAGAAUUCAGGCUUAGCGAUAACAACAUCAUGCAAAUCAAUGAUAAGGACUUCACGAACAUCACUCACCUUCGACUGUUGGCCCUCAACGACAAUGAGCUUCACUUUGUUGCCAACAAUGCCUUCACCAAUUUACCUCACCUGGCAGAGAUAUGGCUGCGCAACAACAAGUUGGUCUAUAUCCCUCGUGGGCUUCCAGACAACCUGCAUAAACUGUACAUGGACUCCAACCGAAUCCAGGAAAUUGAGGAUGCUCUGUUCAGCAACAAAUCUCAGUUGAACUACCUGACCGUGGAAAACAACAAGAUCCGCCGCAUCAGCAACAAGACCUUCUCUGGGCUUAGUCUCCUGAAAUCCAUCAACCUGCGAGGAAAUCUGAUUCAAACCAUUGAGACAGGCACAUUUAACAAUCUUGACAAUCUGACCACACUGUCACUGUCUGACAACCCUUUGCAGAAAGUGCAGAAAGGAGCCUUUCAAGCACUACCCAAUUUGACCCAUCUGCAUUUGUCCAUGUGUGGAGAAAGAACAUCUCUGGAGCAGAACUUCCUGCCAGAGAUGCCCAAGCUGCAACUUCUCAGCUUGAUGAACAGCCCAGGACUGGCCAAGGCCUUUGUUCAACAGCUGGCAGACCUGCCACAGAAACCACUGCCACACCUAAAAGAACUUGAUCUGACCUACAGUGACCUGACCACGUUGACGGCCAACAUACGUGAAGUGUUCCCUCAGCUGCAGACACUUGCCCUGGAUGGAAAUUCUUGGUCAUGUGACCAACGCUUAGCAUGGCUGCAGGAGUGGAUGACCACAAGUGACAUCCACUUCUGGAAGUAUGAGGAAGUAAUGUGUGAGCGUCCAGACACUCUCAAGGGUCGCCUUGUCAAGAACUUGCAUCACAAUGAAUUUAGUGAACUUACUACAGCUCAAGAACCUCCUCCAGCCAACCCACAUCUCCAGAAUUCUCCCUCUGCCUCUUCUAAACUUGAUUCUGAAGAAGUAGCUGCUGCCUCAGGCCAGAAGUUUUUUGGUGGUAAUGAAACUCCUAAACAACCUGAAGUAGUCAAUGGCACUGUAUCACUGUCUCAGCCACCCACUACUGCUUCAGUGCCAACAACUGGCCUUGGAAGUCUACGGAAAAAACGCAAGUACCGUCAAAAUGAAGGCACACGAAGAAAACAGAGAGGCAAGAAGGACAAAGAAGUAACUGACAUCACUUCAUCCACCACAUCUGUAACAACCACUGAAAGAAACCAGGACACAAGCACCUACUUGGACAAAGAGCCCAGCCAAAAGAAUCCCAGAGGAACUGGAAAUAAACCUGACAGGAAGGGUCGCAAGAUCAGUGGAAUGAUGCAACCAUCUGGGAAAUCAAAAAAGAAAGGAAAAACUGGCAAAGGGAAACAACCUCAACAAGAAGAAGCCACUUAAGUAAUGUGCAGUCUACUCAACUAUUAAUAUCUACUACUGUAGCCAACUAGUUCAGUAUUCGCCAGAUCAGUGUUUACAAGCAGCCAGCUACAUGAGGACACAAUGGUGACUUAUUUACACACUAUGCAGGAAUUAAUCUGAACAGAUGAAAGUGACAUUUUUUACAUGUAUGGCACUGGUUUACUUUAUACAUACAGAAAGACACCUGAUAAACGAAAUGGCAGUGUUGGAAUCUCCCACUUGCACAGAUCUGUUGGAGAGGAUAAAGCUGCAUGUAUUAACUGUGAAAAGUUGAAGCCUGGCCUUACAUAGACUUACAGGCUUGUUAGACAUUGACGACAGAACUGACCACCUGACUUCUAGACAAUGCUCUGGAUAUAUCCCAAAGAUGAUUGCUAAAUGAGUGAUCAAUCAAUAUGCAACACUUUACAGCACAUUUCUCACUACAAACCCAAUUGUACUGACAAAAAGUUAAUGUGAAAGAUUUGAUUUCUAUCUUCUAUCUGAAUGUGUGGUAGAUAUCCACAAACAGCAUGAAGGUGACUACAUCACCUACAAGCAGCAUACAAUCUUUGAAGAUCAUACGCUCUGUUGAAAGUGCCUAAUUCUUCAAAGUCACUUGUUCUUGGAGAAGCUUCAAUCCUUUAAAGUCACUAGUUCUAUGAGUCUGUAGUCCUUCAUCAUUAUUUGGCACUACAUCCUCUUUUGUGUACUGACUGCUGACUAUUUGCAUGUCAGGUAAACAACCAAUAAGCCUAUGCUUCACUAGGCAGCUAGGAAAAUACUAAAUUUCCAAAAGUGACUUCCCCUGCUGUAAUACAUGUGACAUGCCAGUUUGUCAUUUCUUCACAUAAUGAUUUUUGACUCUAGCAAAAUCACAAUCGAGGUAAACCAUAAAAAUUGACUUAUAUUUGAUUUGUCACUCUUCCACAACAGUCUCUCAAUCACAUUCACACAAUCACCACUGUCGCUGAGCAAGUUUAACACAUUAUCAGGUAAAUUUCAGGAAUCAAAGAUCUUCACUUGUCACCCUAGGGAAUAAAGGUCAUACCAGGAAAUGGUGCAAAACAACUGACUUGCAGGCAAUAAACAUGUCCGUUGCUUUUAAUCUC
Molecule: messenger RNA, 4091 nt
Organism: Pomacea canaliculata
Lineage: Eukaryota; Metazoa; Mollusca; Gastropoda; Architaenioglossa; Ampullariidae
Product: TLR4 interactor with leucine rich repeats-like
Exons: 3
Coding region: 832-2979 (715 amino acids)
Cellular component (GO): extracellular matrix
Molecular function (GO): protein binding
Source: RefSeq, a predicted model, not a curated record